AAACAGUGCGCAAAACUACCUUACAACAAUUGUGAAAAGUUUGUGAAUUCUUUAAUAAUCUUGGAUUAACCAUUUACUAAAGGUGUUUGAGUUAUUUCUACAUGGUGUUUGUUAAUAUGUGAAUACAACUUUAAAACUCACUAAACAAAAACCGCAUUUAAACGAGGAUAUUCCCCAAAUAAUGAUUUAAACAACCGAAAACAAAAAAGCCGCUGCCAUGUUGGGCGAUUGUUGGCGACUUCUGUUUAUACUCAUCAUACCGCAAAUCCUGCUGACAAUGUCAAUGGAUAUCAAAAAGAAAAAAAUCCAAAAGUACUCGGAAUGGCGGCAACUUUGGUAUCCAAACUUUGACGACUACAACAGAGCGGAAGCGAUAGUGACUGCCGAGAAUAACACCAGCACCAACGUAACAGUCCAAUUGGGAGCCACUGCCUAUCUGCAUUGUCAUGUGAGGAGCACGGGCGAUAGGGCCCUCGCGGGAGCAGAGCAAGUUUCCUGGUUUCGGCGAAGAGACUGGCACAUUUUGUCCUCCGGCGUGUUUACUUAUACUAACGACGAGAGAUUUCAAAUUCUACACGCGGAAGGUUCAGACGACUGGACCCUGCAAGUUAAGUACGUUCAGAAGAGAGACAAUGGAUCGUAUGUAUGCCAGGUUUCCAGCAGCACAGGAUUGAUAUCCCACUUCGUAAACUUGCAGAUAGUGGUACCGGAAGCUACAAUACAAGGGAGCAGAUCCGGCGAACACCACGUCGAUAUCGGCAGCAUUAUCGAUCUGGUCUGCGUCAUAGAAAAGAGUCCCACUCCACCGCAGUAUGUUUUUUGGUAUCACAACGAUCACAUGAUCAACUACGACACUGCUAGAGGUGGAAUUUCGGUGGAAACUGUACCCGGACCUAGAACCCAAAGCAGAUUGACCAUCAGAGAUACAAACGAUGCAGAUUCCGGAAAUUAUACAUGUUCAGCUUCCAAUACAGAACCAGCAUCUAUUUACGUUUUUGUAUCAGAAGGUGACAAUGUCGACGCCAUAUUGAUGAGAAAAUCCUGCGCCAUGUGCAUCGCCGGUCAGUUGUUCAUAUUACUCAUUGCAACUAUGACAGCCGCCAUGCGAUAGAAUAUUACUCACACCCGGGUGUGUUAGUAAAUUACUUCCGUUGGACGCUGCAGUGCACAGUGGUCGUGAAAUAUAUACGUGAUAA
Molecule: messenger RNA, 1196 nt
Organism: Brassicogethes aeneus
Lineage: Eukaryota; Metazoa; Arthropoda; Insecta; Coleoptera; Nitidulidae
Source: the annotation of a GenBank genome assembly